Molecule: messenger RNA, 5472 nt
Organism: Mytilus trossulus (common blue mussel)
Lineage: Eukaryota; Metazoa; Mollusca; Bivalvia; Mytilida; Mytilidae
Exons: 1
Coding region: 1-5472 (1823 amino acids)
Biological process (GO): proteolysis; DNA integration
Molecular function (GO): nucleic acid binding; aspartic-type endopeptidase activity
Source: RefSeq, a predicted model, not a curated record
AUGAGUUCCAAACUACGUUCUAUACGUGCAGGACACAGAAGCGUUAUUUCCCGACUUUUGAAGAAAUUUGAGGACAUCCGAGACGACGGAGACGAGCCCGUGAACACUGAAGAGUUAACUAAAAUUGUGAACAAUCUGUUGAAGAAACAAGAGACACUACAAAAACUUAAUGAGGACAUUCUAGAAAAUCUUGACGAAGGAGAAGUAGAAGCCGAGAUCGUCGAUUCAGAUGAGUAUGCUUACACAUUAGAUGGAAAAAUAACGCAAAUACAAAAGCUCAUUCUUGUCAAUACAUCCACACUCAGUACUAAUGCAAAAGAUUUCGUCAGUUAUAGCGGCCCUUCACAUUCCGCCUCUGCUCAACCCGCCUCUGCUCAGCCCGCUCAUGCUCAACCCGCUCAUGAUCAAUCAAGUUGUGCUCAACCUGCUCAUGAUCAACAAAGUUAUGCUCAACCCGAGAUAUACAAUAAACAGAAUACAUGUAAUUCAAACUUCCGUGUACCGGAAACUCAGUUUUCACGUAGUAACACUAGAUUAAAUGAGUACAACAAGUUGCCCAAAUUGAAUCUUCCUACCUUUGAUGGUAAUAUUAUGCAGUGGCAGUCAUUUUGGGAUUCAUACGAGACAUCCGUUCACGAAAACACUACUCUUGGAAACGUUCAGAAAUUUAAUUAUUUAAAGUCACUACUCCAUGAUGAGGCAUUGAAAACCGACACAGGGUUUGCGCUUACACAUGCAAAUUAUGAGAAAGCUAUUUCUUUACUGCAAGAAAGAUAUGGACAAUCGCAUGUAAUAAGACAGAAGUAUAUGCAAGCACUAGUUGAUAUACCAGCCCCUAAAUACACGAUAUUUAGCAUGAAAAACUUCUACGAUGAAAUUGAGAUACACAUUAGAGGAUUGGAGUCAUUAGGUCAAAGUGAAGACACAUAUGGAGCGUUUUUAGUGCCCAUUAUUAUGAACAAACUACCCGGUGAAAUCCGCAGAAAUCUUGCCAGACAAUAUAGAUCUACAGAUUUACAACUGAAUGAAUUACGCCGUGGAAUUUUCGAUGAACUUUAUAUUAUGGAUGCAGGCAAAACUUCAGAACAGUUAGAACACCCUACAGCUACCGCCGCCUUUCUGACAAAUACAAAUUAUAGUAAUCGAAAUAGAGGUAACAAGAAUACAAACGCAACUAACACUAAACCCAAGCCACUCUGUGCGUACUGUAAGGAGCCACACUCGUCUGUUAAUUGCACUAAAGUAUCUGAUUACAAUGGCCGGAUGUCAAUCGUGAAAAAAGAUCGUUUAUGCUUUAACUGUCUAGGACACCAUAGCUUGUCCGCAUGUAAAUCUACAAAAACUUGCAACAAGUGUCACAAACGUCAUCACACCAGCAUUUGCAAAGACAAUGUUAAAACAAAUGAAGACAACAAACCAACAGGGGAUAUAACCGUAGGCACAAUUCAACACAACGCGGAGGAACCAGACACUGUUUUACACUCGCAAUCGACAGAUCGUGUACUUUUGAAGACAGCAAUUAACCCAGUAAGUGCAGAACAUGAAAUACUUGAUGCAAAAAUAUUGUUUGACGAAGGCGCACAGCGCUCAUUUAUCACAGAGGAAUUAGCCGAAAAAUUGAAACUCAAACCUACUGGAACUGAAAGCGUUAACCUAUCCGGAUUUGGAGACAAUGCAAAUAGUACUAAAAUUCGCCAUUUGAGUACAGGAUUGGUAUAUCUCAUAACUACAGAGGGUAAACUUCCGAUUCGAGUCUUGAUCGUUCCAGAGAUCGCAGUACCGAUGAGAACCUAUGUACGCCAAGCAGCAAAACUUACAUAUUUGUCAGGAAUCAAAUUAGCUCACCCAGUAACAGCAGAUGAAAACUUUGAAAUUUCUAUUCUAAUUGGAGCUGAUUACUUCUGGUCAAUUGUUCAGAAUGAUAUUAUCCGAGGCGAAGGACCGACAGCUGUUCAAUCAAAAAUCGAAUACCUGUUGUCUGGAACGCUACAUUCACACAACUCUGACACAGAUGGAUACAAGAGAGCUUCAAUGAUGAACGUGAUGAUCGCAACAAAAACCGAUGAGUACGACUUGGAGAAAUUUUGGAAAAUAGAGUCACUGGCUACCGAGAAAAUUGACACUACAAAGUUAGAAGAACAGAUGGAUAUUCAAAAGACUUAUGAAGAGAAACAAAUUCGUUACCAUGACAACAGAUAUUUUGUAACGUUACCAUGGAAAGAGGAUCACCCUACGUUACCGACAAAUAAAGUCAUUGCACAACGAAGGACGGAAAGUGCAGUAAGAAGACUUAGCAAAGAACCCAAACUACUGGAAAAAUAUGGAGAAAUAAUGGCUGAGCAGGAGAAAAGGGGCUUCAUAGAGAAAGUGGAUACUACUAAUGAGGCCGAUGAAAAGAUCAAAAUACACUAUAUUCCGCAUCAUGCUGUGAGAAAAGAUUCAACAACAACACCAAUCAGGGUCGUAUUCGACUGCAGUUGUAAAGCAACACCAGAAUCGUCUAGUCUUAAUGAUUGUUUGAUGACUACUCCACCCAAUUUAAAUGACUUAGUCGGCAUUCUUUUAAGAUUUCGUUUACACCAAUUUGCCGUUACUACUGAUAUAGAGAAGGCGUUCUUGAACGUUGGAUUAGAGACACAGGAUAGAGAUGUCACACGUUUCUUUUGGUUCGAUACACCAACAGACCCAUCAACUCCACUAUCAACUUACCGAUUUAAGUCUGUAUUAUUUGGAGCCACUUCAUCGCCAUUCAUACUGAAUUCCGUUCUACAAAAACACUUGAGAGAGAACCGUUGUGAAUAUACUGACACUUUAAAGAACGAUUUGUAUGUUGAUAAUAUACUGUCGAGUUUUCCUACAGAGAGUGCAUUACUGAAAUAUUUUGAUACAUCAAGAGACUUAUUCAUUAGAGCAGGAUUUAACUUGCGCUCAUGGGCUUCAAAUUCUCAACUUUUGCGAGACCGCGCAAAUUCACACAGCGUAUUAGACAAAGAUGAACUCAUAAAAGUGCUUGGAUUGAGAUGGAACACUUGUAACGACACACUUACUUUCGCCAAACCGGAAUACACCGAUAUUGAAGAUACACGUAUGACAAAACGAGAGAUUUUAAGACAAUCGUCUAAAAUCUAUGAUCCACUCGGACUUAUUGGUCCAGUUACUGUGCGUAGUAAGAUGCUUAUGCAGACUUUGUGGGGGAAAGGAUUAAAUUGGGAUGAACCUCUUACAUCUGAAAUUACAACAGAAUGGAAGUAUGUACUAAAAGAUAUUAAUGAAUGUUCACAUUUGGAAAUUAAUAGACCGUAUUUCAAAGAAAAAUCAGACAAUGUAGAAUUACAUGUGUUUACGGAUGCAAGCUUGCAAGCCUAUGGAGCAUGCGCAUAUUUAGUCAGUGGAAAAGAAACCGUACUUAUCAUGUCAAAGAAUCGAGUGACACCACUGAAACAGUUAACAAUUCCGAAGUUAGAACUCAGUGCAGCUUUGAUAGGCGCAAGACUCGUCAAGCAUUUGAAAUCGCACUUGGAUGUUACAAGCGUCACAUUAUGGAGUGACAGUCAGAUAACUUUAAGUUGGCUUACUACUGAGAAACAAUUACCCGUUUUCGUUAGUAAUCGAGUGAAGGAAAUUAACGAAAUUACGCAAGAAUACACAUGGAAGUACUGUCCGACAGAUUCAAAUCCGGCAGAUAUGCUAUCGAGAGGAGUAACUGCAACCAAAUUCCUAAAAUUGGAUCUUUGGAUGAAAGGACCCGAAUGGCUCACUGACAAAUCAAACUGGCCACAGUGGAAGAAUAAAGAAUCACACAUUCUUAGCACUACCAUUGAGCAAGGACAAUCAACUAGUGAACCGCAACAGAAAAUCAGAUCUUAUGAAGGAAUAAGUAAAAUUAUGGAUAUACAACGCUACAGCUCAUACCAAAAACUUUUGCGUAUAACUGCAUACAUGUACCGAUUCAUAAACAACUGUAGAAAUAAUGACAAACUAACAGGAAAUCUUAGUGUCAAUGAAAUUCGGACUGCUUCGACUUCAUGGAUUCGAGAUUCGCAACUGCGUAAAUACCCGGAUGUUAUUGAGAGUUUAAACAACAAAUCAGAGAAAAAUGCGCUAGUGAAGCAACUUAGAUUGUACAUGGAUAAAAUGAACAUUAUCCGUUGUGGUGGGAGAAUUAACAAUGCACCUAUUGAUGAAUCAGCUAAAUUUCCAGUACUAAUACCGAACAAAGACAGAUUUUGUAAAUUAAUUGUGAUGGAUGCACACGCAAAGAAUUUUCACUCUGGAUUAGAAAGUACAGUGACAUUUAUUCGCCAGUCUUACUGGAUUCCGUCGAUUCGACAAUGUGUUAAAUCAAUACUCCGUAAUUGCGUUACUUGCCGUAAAAUUACAGGAAGACCCUAUCAUACACCCGACCCACCACCACUGCCGUCCGACAGACUUAAUGAUUCACCACCGUUUACCGUAACCGGUGUCGACUUCACAGGAGCAUUGCAUGUUAGAACAAAAAGCAACAGUACUAGUAAAGCAUAUAUUUGUCUAUUCACCUGCGCUAACACUAGAGCUGUGCAUUUGGAAAUCGUCGAAGACCUUACAGAACAAACAUUCAUUCUAGCGUUUAGGAGAUUCACCAGCCGCAAAUCGUUACCAAAAAUCAUGAUGUCUGACAAUUGUACAACAUAUACCGCAGCAGCGAAGGAAAUUGAAAUGCUUACAAAAUCUACUUCUAUUCAGGAACAACUCAACAUAUAUGGAACUCAGUGGAAAUUUAUUCCGAAACGUGCCCCAUGGUAUGGUGGUUGGUGGGAACGAUUGAUCGGCUUGACCAAGAAUUGCAUAAAGAAAGUGUUAGGACGAGCACUAGUUACUUUUAGAGUGCUAGAGACAAUUGUGAUCGAGAUAGAGGCUAUAUUAAAUGAUCGUCCGUUAACCCACGUAUCAACGGACCUUACCGAUGAUGAACCGCUUACACCGUCUCAUCUUCUCUAUGGAAGACGGGUUAAAACUUUACCGUAUUCAGGAACAAUUAAUUUCAGCAGUGAGGAGAACGUACAAAACUUAACACAUUACACAGCAAAUAGACAAUCUAGUGUUCAAAAACGCAUUAUUCACGACUUCUGGAACAGAUGGCGACGAGAAUAUCUCACUUCACUUAGGGAACAACAUAGAAACACCGGAAAUAACACUCAAAUCAUUAAAGUGGGCGACAUUGUACAGAUUCAUGAUGAUACCCCAAGGACAGUGUGGAAUAUAGCGAUUAUCGUUAAGUUAGUUUAUGGGAGAGAUGGACUUUGUAGGUCUGCCAUUUUACGCACUAAAAAUGGCACGACAUCUAGACCAAUAAGUAAGCUAUAUCCACUUGAACUCUUAUCAACAGAUAGUCCGUGUGAUUCCAGUGACAAUACUAUUACUUCAACUAGAAAAGCAAAAACUGAUGCCAAGGAGAAAAUCAAAAGUUGGAUUCAACCGUUCCGUAAAACAUAA